Molecule: messenger RNA, 573 nt
Organism: Phyllostomus hastatus (greater spear-nosed bat)
Lineage: Eukaryota; Metazoa; Chordata; Mammalia; Chiroptera; Phyllostomidae
Gene: DAND5
Product: DAN domain BMP antagonist family member 5
Exons: 2
Coding region: 1-573 (190 amino acids)
Biological process (GO): signal transduction involved in regulation of gene expression; determination of heart left/right asymmetry
Molecular function (GO): morphogen activity
Source: RefSeq, a predicted model, not a curated record
AUGCUCCUCAGCCAGCUGACCACUCUCCUGAGCCUGCUCAGUGGAGCCUGGCUACCCAGAGGCUUGGGGAGGCCUGGACCCCAGGGUCCCCCACCCCAGCCCGCAGCUGCUGCCAAUCAGACCCAAACUCUGGGCCAAGGGGCCCUGGUCUCCCCAGUACCAUCCUCUGCCCUCAGCAGCUGGAAGGCUUUCUUGGACCUGCAGAAAACUGGGCAUAUGGGGACAGGUGGGCUGCAGCGUAGGCAGCAGGUGGCUGCCACCAUGUCUCUCCCACUGAACCCGCAGGAAGUGGCCCAGGAGAUGUGCAAGGCUGUGCCCUUCACUCAGGUGCUCUCCCAGCCGGGAUGCAUGACCAUGCGUCUCCGUAAUCACCUCUGCUUUGGCCACUGCUCCUCACUCUACGUCCCUGGCGUGGACUCUGCCCCACAUGUCCUCUGCAACAGCUGUGUGCCCACUCAAAGGCGCUGGGCAGCCGUGUUCCUGUGGUGUUGGGUGGGCAGCCCAGUCUCUCGUCAGCGGGUGAAGACAUCCACAUUGCUGGUCGAGAGAUGUCGGUGCAGCCCGAAGGUGUGA